UUUGAGAUGACAAAAAAGAGAGCUUGGAGCCAGAGCAGAGCUCCUGCAGCUCCACGAGUGUCAGCGACCAUAUAACGUAUGCGCCUUUAGCUUUUCGGAUAUGUUUUCCAAGUUCAAGGGCCUCUUCCAAGGCCCCCAGGUGCCAGCGGGGUCUGGGACCACCAAGGGGACCCCUGACCCGGCUCCGGCUCCGGCUCCAGCUCCUCCUCCGGCUCCAGCUCCAGCUCCAGCCAAGGAGGAGAAGCCAGACGAGGAGGAGAAGGAAGCCAAGAAAGAAGAAAAACCACAGGAAUCAACCCCAGCCCCUGCACCAGCUGAUGCUCCAGCUCCAGCCCCGGCCCCGGCUCCGGCCCCAGCUCCGGCCCCAGCUCCGGCUCCAGCUCCAGCCCCGGCCCCGGCUCCAGCCCCAGCCUCGGCCCCUACAACCACACCAGCUAACCCUGACCAGCCUGGGCCUGAGGGGGAGGAUGCGCCCCCUCCUCCGCCCCCACCCACAGUCAUCAACCCGUACUCCGACGAGCAGCUCAGGAGCAUCAUCCAACGAAUGAGAGAGAGGUUGGACAUCUACAAGGAGAAAGUGACUGAUCAGUACGCUUCAUCCCCCGAGAUAACUCCUCCAGUCACCCCAUUGCUAAAGAAUGAUGAGUACACCCAGGUCGUGGAGGAGAGAGCCAAACAAGCAGAGGAGGACAGGAUAAAGAAGGAGGAGGCUGACAAGAAAAAGAAAGAGGAAAUGGAUAAGAAAAAGAAGGAAAAUGAGCAGAAGAAGAAGGAGGAGGAGGAGAAAAAGAAAGAAGAGGAGAAGCAGGUGAAGUUGCCCCUGAAAGUGAGGCUCAUUGCAGCGUACUGGUCUUCAGUGGACUUCGUGCUGGCGCCGCUUGAAGACAUGAUGGACUCAGUACUGGGACACACCAUCGACCCCUUCGGCGACCGCCGCUACGUGGCAUGGCUGAGUGUGGUGACCGUGGCCAUCAACUACAACCUGUGGUUCAUCACGGCCCGACUGUGUUUCCCCUACCACAACGAGCACUCCAACCUGUACUGGUUCAUCAUGGACCUGGUGGCCGACCUCAUCUACGCCGCCGACGUCAUCCUGUUCCAGCCUCGCAAGCAGUUCGUCAAAGCGGGAGACAUCAUCAAAGAUCGUGUGAUCACAAAGAAGCACUACAGAGAUUCAGAGCGAUGUCUGGUUGAUGCGAUUUCUGUUUUCCCGAUAGAUUUAUUGUAUAUUCAGUUUGGAUUCAGCUCUAUUUUCAGAGCCAAUCGCAUACUAAAGAUGGACACGUUCUUCGAGUUCAGUGAUCGUCUGGAGAGCAUCAUGGCCAAGGCUUACAUCUGGAGAGUGAUUCGCACCAUCGGCUAUCUCCUCUUCAUGCUCCAUCUCAACGCCUGCGUGUACUACGUGGCGUCAGAUUAUCAGGGCAUCGGGAAAACCAAGUGGGUCUACUCCGGCCUAGGCAGCGCGUACCUGCGUUGCUACUACUAUGCUGUCCGCAGUCUGAUCAACAUCGGGGGCCUUAACGAACCCCACACCGUCUUUGAGAUUACCUUUCAGAUGACUAACUUUUUCACGGGCGUCUUUGUGUUCUCCAGCUUGAUUGGACAGAUGAGAGAUGUCAUAGGUGCAGCCACGACAGGACAGACGUACUUCCGAUCUUCCAUGGACAACACCGUAGCCUACAUGGUGGCCAACAACAUUCCUGUCCUGGUGCAGAACAGAAUCCGUACUUGGUACACGUACACCUGGGACGCUCAGGGCAUGCUGGAUGAGUCGGAGCUGCUGGAUAAGAUGCCUCUAGUGAUGAGAACCGCUAUCGCAGUGGAUAUCAAUCUGGCCACAUUUCAGAAGAUUGCACUGUUUCAGGGCUGCGACCAGCAGAUGUUGGUAGACAUGUUGCUGAGGCUCAAGUCCAUCAUCUACCUGCCGGGAGACUUCGUGGUGAAGAAAGGCGACAUCGGUAAGGAGAUGUACAUCAUCAAAGCUGGAGCGGUGCAGGUGGUGGGAGGACCUGAUAACAGCAUCGUGUUCGUCACGCUGAAGGCCGGCUGCGUGUUUGGAGAGAUCAGUCUGUUACAAUCUUCCAAAGAUGGCGGCAACAGGCGGACGGCUAAUGUCAAAGCCUACGGCUUCGCCAACCUCUUCGUCUUGGAGAAGAGGGACUUGUUUGACAUCCUGGUGCAUUACCCGGAGUCUCAGAAGGUCCUGGCCAGGAAGGGCAGGAGCCUCACGAAGGCCAAGGGCCCGGGGGCAGCUAAAGCAGAAGAGGAGAAGAAGAAGGGCCUGGCCCUGUUUGGACCGAAGCCCCCGACACCCAAACUGCUGCGAGCUUUCGGAGGAACCAAAAACUUUCUUGAGAAAAUGAGGGCUUCUGCUAAGGAGUGAGGCCCGUAGAGAUCUCGCUUUGAUCUUUAAUAACUCCUUUUUGGGAGUAAAAGUACAGUUUUUCCCAGUCUUUUAUUACUCUUUUGUACCAAGUAUCGUUUUCUAUUAUCAAGAUUAUAUUUAAGAUGAACACCUAUAUGUAUAGAAUGAAAUCUCGAAGGCCUGUACUACGCUACCAGAUUAAACCAGGCCUGUAAACUUGAGCAGAAGUUGGUAUGAUAACGUGGAUAUGACAGAUUAAACACAAAUCUGUGGGCUGACACAGGAGUCUGUGAACUGAGUCUCUCAAUCAAUUACCCUUUCCAGAGAUUGUGGCGGGAAAUUGAGCUUUGUAGCGGUGUGAUAGGAGUUUGCCUGACAAAUUCAUGUUUGCACAUUUGCAGAAAAGAAUUUGUAUUUGUAAAAGAAAAAAAAAACCAAAAACAUGGUAAUACAAAGACACUAAAAGAUUUGUUGUAAACAAAGAUACAAUGCAGAAAACUACGACGGAGUAUUAGGGCCAAACAAAAAAACAAAAAAAGGAAAUUACGAGAAUAAAGUCAUAAUGUAAUGAGAAUAAAGUCGUAAAA
Molecule: messenger RNA, 2952 nt
Organism: Cololabis saira (Pacific saury)
Lineage: Eukaryota; Metazoa; Chordata; Actinopteri; Beloniformes; Belonidae
Product: cyclic nucleotide-gated cation channel beta-3-like
Exons: 17
Coding region: 101-2383 (760 amino acids)
Biological process (GO): monoatomic cation transmembrane transport
Cellular component (GO): photoreceptor outer segment; intracellular cyclic nucleotide activated cation channel complex; plasma membrane
Molecular function (GO): cGMP binding; protein-containing complex binding; intracellularly cGMP-activated cation channel activity
Source: RefSeq, a predicted model, not a curated record